Plasmodium gallinaceum is the source of this 3615-nucleotide messenger RNA. RefSeq names its product conserved Plasmodium protein, unknown function. Lineage: Eukaryota; Apicomplexa; Aconoidasida; Haemosporida; Plasmodiidae. The record is from RefSeq and is a predicted model, not a curated record. The coding region runs from base 1 to 3615 and encodes 1204 amino acids. The transcript is spliced from 2 exons.
AUGAAUAAUACCUUAAUAUUUUUAUUUUUACUUAUUAAUUAUGGUAAAAAUGUAUAUGGAGCAACAUCAAAUGUCAAAGAUCCUAUAGAUGAAAAUGAUGAUCCAUCAAAUAUAGAUAGAAGAUGGAUGUUGUAUGAUUUAGAAACGAACCCAUAUUUAGAUUUAAAACAUCCUAAUUUUAAGGGAGAUUUUAUAAGAAGUAUAGAUGAAUAUUAUGUAUAUGAAACAAAAGAAUAUAAUAUGUAUAAACAAACUAGAUAUGCUAAUAUGAUGAAUAACACAAGUUUUGAAAGAAAACAAUUUAAUUGUGUAAUUAGCGUAUUGCUUCAUGGAAGACCCAAUUCUAGAGAGUUUUAUGAUUAUAAAAUAUGGAGUUCUCAAGCAGCUAUAAUAAAAGAUGAAGUUAUAUCUAAACAAAAAUAUGGCAAAUUUAUUUUGUAUGCUCCUUUUAUUAGUCGCCUUAAUUUUUUGGGUCAUGGUGCUCUUCAUACACAUAUUAAUUUUGCAUACCUAGUUGCUCUUAGAUUAACAAUGACUCUAAAAAAUAUUUCCUCUGAUGAUACAUGUUAUAAUUAUGAUGUUUUUCUUCAUGCGCAUUGUUUUGGUGCCAAUAUAUUAAGAUUUAUUUUAUCUUUAAGUAAUGAUAUAUGGAAAAUUAAAGACACUUCUCUCCUUGAUUUAAAUUCAGAAAGAACAGCAUUGGCAAUUUUAGAAGAUAAUUUUAAAUUAACAUUAAGAAAUAUAGAUAUUGUUACAAAUAAAGAUAGUAUAAAACCCAAUAAAGAUCCAUAUUUUAGAGGUCCUAAAUAUUAUUUAUAUAAAAAUUUUCAAGUAGAUUUGAGACAUAAAGAAUUAACAGAAAGUUUAGAUGAAAUAUUUAAUGAUGAAAACGUUAAUUACAAUAAUUUAAGUGAUGAUAUGCUACAGGAUACCAAUAUAAAUUAUAUUAAAAGUGAGGAUACAGAAAAUCAAAUAAAUAGAGUAAUAAAAAGAUUUCAUUUUUAUUUAUUAAAUAAAAAAAUUAGUCUGAUGAAUAUUUCUGCAACUGGACCUCCACUAAGUGGUGUAGUAUGGAACUUAGAAGAUAUUAAAAUAGGUCAUCAAAAGAAAUUAAGAUAUAAAUCUAUUUUGAAAAUUGUGCCAUCUUUUGUCAAAAAUAAUAUUACUAGAACUAGAGAUGUUGAAGAAUUAAUGUAUAUUACUAAUCCCAAAUUACUCUGCCAUUUAGCUGUAGAAGAAAAAGUAGAUUAUAAUUACAAUAAAAAUAGAGGUUCACUAAUUUCUUAUUUUAAAAAUGUAAAUUAUUACGCUGAUUUAGAUAAUGAUGAACUUGUAAGUAUGUACACAAGUUUAGGUUUACAUUCUCCUGCUCAUAUGAGAUCAUUAAGUUAUUUUAUGCUAAAUUUUAGAAACGAAUUUUAUAAUCGUAUUUUUAAAAUUCCUGUUCAUUUAUCUAACAUAAAUGUUUCUGAUAAUAAUUACUUUAUUAGUUAUUUAGAAGAAAAUGAUGUUUGUUCAUAUGUGAAAAAUAAAUAUUUAGAGUAUUUUGUCUCCUAUGUUAAUGAACUAGUAAAUUAUAAUCAGAAGCCAAGUCCUUAUAUUCCGCAAAGAUAUGCAUACAAAAAUCCAUUUUUAGUACAUUUUAAAGUUCCUGUAGAUCAAAAAAAUAAUAUCUAUACAUCUCAUUCUAUAUUAGGUACAGGUAGAACUGCAUUACUUUUAUAUUCAUAUGAACUUUAUAAGCAUUUAUCAAGCAGUGGUUUAAAUAAUAACGAUGUUAUAAGAGGAGAAUCAGAGUAUUUUUAUGACACUUAUCCUUUUGUGUACUAUAAUUGGAUGACAUAUAUUGCAAAUCAAAAAGAUCGUAAAAAAGAAAAUAUAAUGAAGGAUGUACUUUUAUAUUCUGAUAAUGUAAAUAUGGAUAUUGUAGAUAAUCUUUUUAAUGUUUUUACAAUAUUUCAUUAUUUGAAAUUCUUCAUUUUUCAUAAUAAUGCUGAAGAUGCCAAAAAAAAUAUAUAUAAAAUGAUUAAUCAAUUUUCCUUGCCAAAUUUAAAUAAUAUUUUUAAAAAAAAAGAAAAAAAGAAAAUUGAAUUUUCCAUGUUAAAGAGAAACGAACUUAAUAAACAAGAGAAAUACUUAUAUGAUUUCUUUGGAAUUUAUACGAAUUUUUUAAAAAAUUUUAGCAAUAACAAUGCAUUUUCAUACAUUCCAGAUGAUGUAUUUCUUAUUAAGCAUAGUACUUUUAAAGAUCAUCAUAAUAAAAAUAUUGAUUCUUUAAAAGAGCAAAUAAAAAAUAUUCAUGAUUUUGUAAAAGAGAAUAAAACAUUUUAUGAAAUGAAAAAAAAGUUAAAUCUUAUGUAUAAUAUUGAUAGAACGGAUAAUAUAGUUGAUGAUGAUGAAGACAUAGAAGAAUUGUAUAAAGAAUUUGAAAGUUAUAAUGACAUUCAAAAUUUAGAUAUUGAUAAUAAUAAUGAAGAUUUUAAUAAUUCUGACAAAGGAACAGUAAAUAAUUAUUAUGGCAUGUAUUUUCAUAUUAAAAGAAUAUUAAAUUUAAAAGAUGCUUUUGUAAAUAUAAAACAAGUUAACUCAUCAUAUAAAAAUGUGCAAUAUGUAGAAUUUGUAAUUAAAAAUGCAAAGUAUGAAAAUAUAGAAGAUAACCUAAAUAAUUUAGAAAAUAAUAAUUAUUGCUUGUUUAACUAUGAUGAAGAAAUAGAUCUUUCAUAUAUAGUCCAUUUUUGUAAUUAUAAUCAACAAAUAUAUUAUAAUUUAUAUAAGCGUUACACGAGUAAUUCUAUUUACGUUUUGGAGAAAUUAAGUGACUGCGAGUUAGAUAACUAUAAGUAUUUGAAGUUAUGUGAAAACGCAAUUCUUCUUAAAAGGUUUUUUCAUAAAGAAUUAGACGUAAUUUUGUCGGAAGUACAUAAGAAAGAACUAAGAAAAAUGUAUGAAAUGAGAACAUCUAUAGAAAGAGGAAUAAAUGCAAGAAAUAUAUUUUCAUUAAGCAAUGAUUCUUUAGUUGCAGUACUGCACAAUAAAAAUGAAAAUAUGACAAAUAUUAAAAUAAAUGUAUGUUUUAAGGUUUCAGAUGUUUCAAAAAAUAAAAAUUUAUUUUUUAAAGAUAAGCUUCCCGAACCAGAAUAUGAUUUUAAGGAUAAUGUGAAUUCUAUGAAUAAUUCAGUUUUUUGUACACAUGUUAGUUUACCAGUUAAAAUAAAUACUCGAUUAAUUAAAAGUUUAAACGAUAUUUAUUUGAGAGCAAUUCGUUAUAUUUCAAAAGAUAAACAUUUUCAAAGUAUUUUUAACAUAACUGAAGAUGAAGGGUCAUACAAAUCAUUCGUAUAUUUUUUUGAUAAAUUUUCCUACGUUUAUGAUUUAAGAAGUACAUAUAAAAAUUCAGAAGAAAUAACAUCAUUUACUACUCCACAAAAUUUUACAUGGAAAUAUUUUUACUAUUUAUUAAAAUAUGAUAUAAAUACUGAAUUCAAUAAUGAAGAAUUUUUACAUAACUUUUUUUACGAAGAAGAUAAUGAAACAGUUAAACCUCUUAAUGGAAAUAUUUUUGAAGACUUUUUAAUGCAUUUUACAGCAUUCUUUUACAUAUUUAAAGUUAAUUAA